Messenger RNA from Poecile atricapillus (Black-capped chickadee), 7695 nucleotides. It is a transcript of the gene CACNB4, whose product is annotated as calcium voltage-gated channel auxiliary subunit beta 4. Gene Ontology annotation, molecular function: high voltage-gated calcium channel activity; protein binding. Gene Ontology annotation, cellular component: voltage-gated calcium channel complex. Gene Ontology annotation, biological process: regulation of voltage-gated calcium channel activity; calcium ion transmembrane transport; neuromuscular junction development. The transcript has 13 exons. The record is from RefSeq and is a predicted model, not a curated record. Bases 109 to 1569 code for a protein of 486 amino acids. Lineage: Eukaryota; Metazoa; Chordata; Aves; Passeriformes; Paridae.
GCGCCGGCGGGAGGCGGCGCCGCCGCAGCGCUCAGGGAGCUCGGCCCCGCCGCCUCACCGCGCUCCGCCGCCGCGCUCCCCGGCCCUCCGGCCCCUCACCGGCUCUCCAUGUACGACAACUUGUACCUGCAUGGGUUUGAAGACUCGGAGGCGGGCUCAGCAGAUUCGUACACGAGCAGACCCUCAGACUCUGAUGUCUCUUUGGAAGAGGACAGGGAAGCAAUCCGCCAGGAAAGGGAGCAGCAAGCAGCCAUCCAGCUUGAGAGGGCCAAGUCCAAACCAGUAGCAUUUGCUGUCAAGACCAACGUGAGUUACUGUGGGGCUCUGGAUGAAGAUGUUCCUGUCCCAAGCACUGCCAUCUCCUUUGAUGCCAAGGACUUCCUCCACAUUAAAGAGAAAUACAACAACGACUGGUGGAUAGGGAGGCUGGUGAAGGAGGGCUGCGAGAUCGGCUUCAUCCCCAGCCCGCUGCGCCUGGAGAACAUCCGCAUCCAGCAGGAGCAGAAGAGGGGCCGCUUCCACGGAGGGAAAUCCAGUGGGAAUUCUUCCUCAAGCCUUGGAGAGAUGGUUUCUGGCACAUUUCGAGCCACACCUACAGCCACAGCAAAACAGAAACAAAAAGUGACAGAACAUAUUCCCCCCUAUGAUGUAGUGCCAUCAAUGAGACCUGUGGUGUUGGUGGGCCCCUCACUCAAAGGCUAUGAGGUGACAGACAUGAUGCAGAAAGCUCUCUUUGACUUCCUGAAGCACAGGUUUGAUGGGAGGAUAUCCAUAACCAGAGUGACAGCUGACAUCUCCCUGGCCAAGAGGUCUGUGCUCAAUAACCCCAGCAAGAGGGCGAUCAUCGAGCGCUCCAACACCAGGUCCAGCCUAGCUGAAGUGCAGAGUGAAAUUGAAAGAAUCUUCGAGCUGGCCAGGUCCUUACAGCUGGUUGUCCUGGAUGCAGACACUAUAAAUCACCCUGCACAGCUUAUCAAGACAUCUCUAGCACCAAUUAUUGUCCAUGUGAAGGUGUCCUCUCCAAAGGUUUUACAGCGACUGAUCAAGUCCAGAGGGAAGUCACAAAGCAAACACUUGAAUGUGCAGUUGGUGGCAGCUGAUAAACUUGCACAAUGCCCACCAGACAUGUUUGACGUGAUCCUGGACGAGAACCAGCUGGAGGACGCCUGCGAGCACCUGGCCGAGUACCUGGAGGCGUACUGGAGAGCCACGCACACGUCCAGCGCCGCGCCCAUGACCCCUCUGCUGGGCAGGAACCUGGCAUCCAGCGCCCUGUCCCCGUACCCCGCUGCCAUCUCCGGCCUGCAGAGCCAGCGCGGGAGGCACGGCGCCCACUCGGCGGAGAACUCUCCCAUCGAGCGCCGCAGCCUGGUGACCUCCGACGAGAAUUACCACAACGAGAGGGCUCGGAAGAGCAGGAACCGCUUGUCUUCCAGUUCCCAGCACAGCCGAGACCACUAUCCCCUGGUGGAAGAGGAAUACUCUGACCCCUACCAGGACUUGUACAAACCCCACCGGCACCGCGGCUCCCCCGGCGGGUACAGCCACGACUCGCGGCACCGGCUCUGAGUCCGGGGACUGGGGAAAAUAACCAGGAUCCAUCCGUUGGUACCUUGCCAUAACGUAGCUAGAAAUAACAAUUAGAUCACGUUCAUUUGGCAGGUGUGACGGUGACACUGCGGUUGCACUCUGCUGUCAUUGAUGUUUAAUUAGGGGGCAGCAAAACCCAACCCGGCCCUUCCGUUUCUGCCCGAUCAUAGAGGUUGUUUUUGGGAUUAUUUUUGGGUUUAAUACAGCAUUUGCAUUUAUAGCCAUAUUUUUUUCUUGUCCUUAGGUAUUAGACACAUCCGUUUGUAAUUUUGGGUACUUAUCGAGGCACUUAUAAAAUAAUUUCCUGUGCUGGAAAUUCCAAAUGACCAGUUCCAGUUGGAACCAAUUUAUAAACCAAUUCCUGUUGGAAUUUGGGUGAAUUGACUGGAAAGUCGACGUGAGCAUGUUGGGAAAAAAACAAACAAACCAAGUACAAAGAAAAAUCUGCAAAUUACAAACCACUGAGAGUCAGAAAGUCAGCUCCAGUAUUUGUUUGCUGGGAGCUCAAUUUCCAUUUCAGGUUAGAAUGAAAGGAUUUAUUCUAACGAUUUCUUUCCAGAAUGGCUUUUGCAGACAAACCAAAUGUCAACUCUCAAGAGUGCCAAAUAUCCCAAACUAUUGCAGCAGUUACAAAACACUUUCCAGUUUGAAAUUGUUUUUAGGCCUGGCAUGAAUGUUGCAGCCAAAUGAUUCUUGAGUUCAGCCAGUCCUGAGAGUUUUGUGGGGACCAGCGGGGAGGAAAUAUGACAGGAGAUGGGAAAUAGGGACAGGAAAAGGAACAAACUCCAUGGUUUGUUUGCUUGGAAGUUGGGAAUAGUCUUUUUUUUCCCCACUCUUUUACCUGAACACAGCUAGAAUUCCCAAAAUGGAACAGGAAUAUCGAGACAUCUGAUUUUUCUCCCAUUUUUUAUCCUGCUUUUUAAAUGGAAAGCAAUCCCCCCAUCUCUGAGCCCAUGUGUAGAGUACCUACAUCCCAGUACCCCGAGUGGCUGCCCACGCGUUCCAUCUUCCCAAAUCCACCUCUGAAUGUCUGACGAUUCCAGCGGCGCACAAGAACUCUCCACAAGAUCCAUUCCAGCCAUGAAAUCCAAGGGGAAGGGAGUGGGCUUAAACAAUCAUCGGUGACCAACAUUUCAACAACAUCUCAGUCAGAAUUGCAAUAAAAAGGGAAUAUCAGACAAAAAUCUGCUCCCAGGGAGGUCGUAGAGCUGAUUCCAAGCUUUGGAUUCCAGGAGCUCUGAUAAAUCCUUGGAGAUAUUGCUGCCUUACUUCCCACCAACCAUUUCUUUCACCUACUGAGUCCUGAGUUCCUUCCAAGAGAUGAAUUCCUGUGGUUGCACCUUGUGUUUUACACCAUCAGUGAAGCCUUAGAUCCCAUGGGAUUGAAAAUUGACCCCCAUUGCCCGUUCUGUACAACCACUGACAUCUUCCAGCAGAGCCUCCCGAAAUUUCCCACCUCACACAUUCCCUGGAUUUGACACAAUCGUGCUGAACGUGAAUUUCUUUGUGCAGCUUCGUGUCCCAACUUCUUUUUUUUUUUUAUUCCCCAAAAUAAGGAUCAUUAACUUUUUUAUUUGCUUGUUUUCCUCCCAAAGCCUGCUGAGCCCAGGCUUUGAAAACAUGUAGCACUAAAGGAAUUUCUGGAAUAUUCCGGUUUCUUCCUGGACCAGCUGGCAAAGACCAGUGGUGUUUCCAGCAUCCAGGAGUCUGAUUAUCCUCUUGGAAGUUACUGGGAAAAGCAAUCCAUGUCCUUUGUGGGACACCCAAACCCCCAGCAGCAUUCAAAGGUGCCAGACACCUGAUUAAUUAAUCACUUUAAUGACCCCACUGCCUAACAGGCAGCUCCAGCACCACUGGGUGAUCCCAAUGGGCCAGUUACCAAGGGAAAUAAUGGGAAUCCACUGGAUUCCCAGAGUUGUGGGUGGAUCCUGACCCUGCACCAUUAAUCUGGCUGCAGUGGAGCAUCCUCCAGGAAGUUUUCCAGCCCUUUUUCCAUGUCCAGCACAUGGACCUGCCUGAGAAAGGAGCCCUUGGGUCACCCCUUCUUCUCUCCUGUUGAAGUCCUGAUUGCAGGGGAGCUGCAGAACCCUGGGCAGCAGCUGCUUCUCUUUGUUCUGCACUAGAUUAGGGAUCAGCUCAUUAACUGCUUGAGGAGAUUUGCAUAUUUGCAUAUUUGCAGUGGCUGCAAAGCACCAGGUCCAUUUCCUAGAGCCUUUCAGAGCCUUGUUUGAAGUCUUCCAUGUCACCCCAGGCACCACAUCUGCACGAUCCAUCACCUGAACAUCUCUGGUUUGACAAAAACAAACUUGUGAGGGAAGCCAGGGCUGGGCCUGAGGUCCUUUAUUCCAUGGGGUGGAGCUGCCCUGACUGCUGAGCUUCUCCCAGACCCCAUUCCCUUGUAAUAAAAGGAGCCAGGGCCCUGCAGGUCUCCCUCCUUGCUGGGGGUGUUUAAUUCUUUGAAAAGAGAUAUUUUUUAAGUAUAAAUACACCAACUGUGCUGGGAGAAUCUUCAUUUAUUGCAGAUACUGUGGGCAGUCUUUGUUUGAAAAAGGGAUUUCUGUUCAGGACACGGAAAGGAGUGAAAGCUGUGCUGAGGAUCAGGAUUGGGAAUUCCCAGUGGGAUCUGAUGGGGUUUAGUUGAAAUUGUGGAGUUCAUGUGUUCCUGACUGAAGCAAUCCAGCCUCAUUCUCCAGUCCUCACAUCAUUUCUUGUUAUUAAAAGAAUACUAAAGACCAGAGCUCUGUUCUGAGCUCUGGCAGAGACAGAGGGUUUAGAAAUGUUUAUAAAACAGGGAUUUUUUUAAAGUUCUCUUGUUAUCCGAGUUUCUCAUUCAGACACUUGGGGAUUAACAAGGAUUUAACCAAUAAAGGUGAUAACAAGAAUCUCUAAAGAGAAAAUUCAGCACAUUCUUAUCUUUGGGAAUCAAUUAUUUUAAUUGUUAACCUUUGAAUUUCAAAUGCUUUCUCCCUGGAGUUGUAUUUAACAUGUUCAGAUUCUUUUCCUGAUGCCAAACAUUUCUCCCAUGGGAUGUGCAACUCACAGCUGCUGAUAUUUGUAACUUCAGUUUGAUGCCAAAUCUUUUGAAUUCAGCUUGGUCUCAACACCACAGAAUUCCCUGGAGCAUCCAGACUCUCCUGUGUUUACUGACUUCACCAUUCUAAAAUAAUUUUGUCAUUCCUGUUGUUCACAGCACACUGAUUUGGGUAAGUCAGGGGUUCUGGCACUGCUUUUUUCUCUAAUAAUCCAUUAAAUGUGUCCUCUGCUGUAUUUUCUUUCACAAGUUCAGUACUUCUGAAACUUGUCCUUCAUCCCACAUUCCUGAUUUUUAAUUUUUUUUUAAGGCAAAAUAAUUGGAGGCUACACAUGACAAAAUCAGAUGCAUAUUUUACAAAAUGCCAUUUGUACAAACCUGGGUUUGCUCCUAAAAAUGUGAAUUUUAAAAUCAAGUUCUGUUACACCUGUUGGUGCCAGCCCAGGUUUGGAUCCAUGGUGCCAUGUAUUUUGUUGGAGUUAUUAUUAGUUAUUACUAGUUAUUAUUAGUUAAUAUUAGCCCUACAAAGGCUGCAGGAUCCUGUAAUGCAGCCAAGCUUAACUCUGGGGAAAUGGAGUUAAAAUGAUCCUAAAAGAGAGUGUGGUGUCAUUUUAAGAGUCACUUGAAUAGCCUUGGUGAGUUUGUUGCCAAGCCCAGUUUAUUUUAUAUAGAAAAGCAAGGGUGUAUCUUUAAAAAGAAAAGGAAAUUUUAAUAAAGUUGUAAAAUAUAUGUAAGGAAUUAACUCAGAGGUGAAAAUGCUACUUAGGAGUGAAAUUUCAGAUUUCUUUCAUUGUGUGUGGAAUCCAAUCCACUCAAGAAGUCAGGAGAAAUAUUGUGAUUAAAUCCAUCCAGAGAAUUUGGGGAGGAGGUGGGAAUAAUUUCAAAUGUUAAUGAGUGUCACUCCUUUAUUCCUUUGAAACUGGGAGCAGCCUUGGCUGGGUCUGAGGAGGAUUUAUGGACCUGCCUCGGGAAUUUGGGAAACCAAAUUCCUUGGCAAUGACACCCAGCUCCUGUCUUGUCCAAGAGCAAGGUCUGCCCAGGAAUGGCACCUCCUGAUCAUCCCCUGCCUUAUCAAUAUUGCCUGAAAACCAAACUGCAAUUAACUGUAAUUAACUGUGACGUCCCCAGUUAAAUCUGCUCUGCAGCAGAGAAUCCACAGAGCUCAACAUUCUCUCUUUUGCCAACGGCGUGAAAACAGAGCAAGGGAAAAGAAGCACAUUUGUUAUAGCACAAAUUUACAAUAAUUCCACUCCUGCAUCUGGCAUCGUGUUCUUGGAACCAGGGGGGAGAUUUCUGAUCCAGCAUCAGUGGAUUUAUUGCAUUUUUGAUCUGUUUACUCGCUGCCUGAUACUUCAGCAGUUGAUUUUGGCAUUUUGCACAUGGGAUUGAUUUUUCAAUAACUCGUAUCCCUUCCAUAUUAAUUAAUUAAUGGCAACAAAAAGAACCUUUUCAAAUCACAAAGCCCACUGCAUUCAUUUCUGCUGAUUUCCUCCUGGAAGCUGAAAUCACAUUAGUAAUUUUAAUUUUGGCCAAUGUGUAGAUCUGGGAUGUGACUGGUGAAUCCACCAGCAGCCCAAGGUCGGGAAUGAAACGCUCCCAGUAAAUGUUUGUGGGGUUGGAGAGGGGGGAGGGAAGAGUCACAGCACCCCAAAUUCCCAAGGAGGGAAGCUGAGGAUGAGGAAUGUGUUUGGGAUCGGGACACAGCUGAUGGAUUCCCUCCUGGUGCAGCCAGGGAGAAAACUGGGAUCAGCAAUUCCAACUGCAAACUCCAGACCUUGGGCUUCUCAGAUCCCGGGAAAUCUCUGUUUCUCAGCCCAGCUGGUUCCCAGGGAGAGCCUGGCAGCGCUGCCUCGCUGGGAGCCAGCUCAGAGCCGCACUGGUGAAGACAUUUCUGCCUUUACUGGGACAGAGCCACCCCAAAUUUGUGUUUUCUGCUGAUUUUCCCUUUGUUUUGCCCUCUAGACCCUGUGUGUGUAGCACCCGACCAGGCAUGUGGGUACCAUAUACUAUGCAAUGUGUACAGUGGUGCAUGCUCUGCUCUCCCUCUGCUUUUAGUGGCUUUCAAAGAAAACUACAAAAAUUUAAAAAAAGAAAAUAAAUUUUAAAAAAAAUAAUGAUAAUUAAAAAGUGGUGUUAUUUUUGUGACCAGGAUCAUGCAGACUGCAUGCCCAUAGUAUCCUCAUUUCUAUGGAUUCGUUUUCUGGAAUUUAGAUGUACAAAGAUGAACUGCAUUACAAUAACUUUUCUACAAUAAAUGAACAAAACUACCAAGAGUUUAAAAGUCUGUCCAGUCUCUUUGUGUCCUGCACUAAGAUUGGGAAAAUGCUCAGGAGAGUCGGGAGAAACCUGGAGUCUUUUGGCAUUUUUGUUGUUUGCCAAUAUUUUUUGGCAGCAGCCUCACGUGUUACAUUUUUAGGAAAAUUUAAUGAGGUUCUGAAGAAGGAGAUGCAUCUGCUCUGUGAAAUAAAUGAUGUUUAUUUUUGUAACGAUCUGCUCUUAAAUAGCUGCGACCCAGAAGUACAAAAAUACAGAUAAUUCCUGCUGAUCCAGCAGGGAAUGAGGGACUUGCAGCCAACUGCUCCUUUGAAGGAUUCUCGGGAAUUCAGGGCUUUGGAGCUGGUCCUUGGUGGGAUCAAGGCAGGAACAAGGGGCAGAAUGAUGGGAGGGACGAAGGAUCAGAUAAUUAAAAGAUAAUUAAUAGUUUAUCACAGAAUGGUGAAGGUUGGAAAAGAAUUCCAUGAGUGAUCCCCACCUUGUCACCAGCCCAGAGUGCCACCUCCAGCCACUGAUGGUAUCUUGGAGAACUGGAAGCACUGGGAGAUGCUGCCUCUGGCAGAGAGUUCCAGCCUCCUCUUCCCAAAAAUGAGAAACAGGAACCAGCAGCCUCCCAGAGAUGCUGUGAGCACCCAAACCCUGCCUUGGAGGGACAUGAGCAGCUGCACGGUGCAUUUACACCCCUCUGACAGAUCUUAAAAGCUCUUAAAAUUCUGUUUAACGGGGUUUUCUUGGCUGUGUGUUCAAAAUCAGAUCUCAACACGUGAGCUUUCAUCUAAACUGUUAAUGAAAAGCAGAAG